AUAGAUAUUCUGAAAAGAGGCAAGAUGUUAGUAUAUGUUCUGAAAAAUCAGACUGCUGCCAAGAUAGGCCAAGGAGCAGGGAUCGAAGAGAAAGUUAUUCUUGAGGCUAUUGAGAGGGCUGGAAAUAAUGGUAUUACUCCCAAAGAUCUCAAGUUUAAAUGUAAUUUGCCACAACCGCAAAUUACAAAAAUUUUAAAGAGCUUGGAGACUAAGCAGCUUAUUAAGUCAGUCAUGUCCAUGUCUUCAUCCAAGAAAAAAGUUUAUAUGUUGUUUGGACUUGAACCCAGCCAUGCUGUAACGGGAGGAGUAUUUUAUAGUGGACAAGAAUUUGAAUCUGAGUUUGUCGAUGUCCUUGGUGAUCAAUGUUAUCGUUACUUGAUGGAAGCUAAAGGUGCUGCUGAUAAUCUUCCCGAUCCAAUAUCUAGAAAGAGUGCAUCACUAAAGUCAUCUAAAGAUAUAUGUAAUUAUUUAAAUGGACUGCAAAUCAGUAAGGUAAAAUUGAGUGUGCAAGAUACUGAAAAAAUUUUAGAAUCUCUUAUAUACGACGGCAAACUCGAAAAGUCAAAGGCUGUAGGCAGUUCUUCAACGUCUAAAGAUAAAGUACCUGAAAAUUUCUAUAAAGUUACAAAAUCUGUAAUUUCAAGUACUGGGCUUAUGAGAAUGCCUUGCGGAGUGUGCCCUGUAUUUAAUGAUUGUGGCCCUGGGAAAGAAAUUUCACCUUCUACAUGUAUCUAUAUGAAAGAAUGGUUGGAAUUGUGAUGAAAGUGAAAAAUAGAAUUAUCUAAAUUUUGUGUCUCAUGUAAUAAAUUACAGUCUGUGAUAAAUGUAAAUAAAUUAAUUUAUUUCUAUAGGAUAAUGGUGUAUUUUUUUAGUUUAUAUGGUUAGUGAUACUAAUUACUGUGUUUGUCUUUGAUACUUCUUCGAUUCAUGAGUUUUAUAAAGAUUUCUGUGGGUACACAUUAUCUGUGCAAGAGUAAAAGCAUCUGGAUUUUUUUUUUAAUUAAUUCUAUAAAAUGUUGUUUAGAUAUAAUUAUAUUAGUUGUCUCAUUUGUUUACAGUUGCGUGGUAAAACAGAGUGCAGUUUUGAUUAUUUGAAUUUCAAUGAUUUGAAAUUUUUAAUAAGUCUUAUAGAAUAUGAAAUUGUAGAAUUUGAAAUUAAUUUUCCCUAAUUUGAAUCAAAUUUUCAGUUACUCAAGACUUUUCAUGAUCCCUUCAAUUUCUAUUUGUUCAUGUUAACUGUAAUUGUGUACUCUUUGCUAAAUUAUAUCUCUCAGUGUAAUAUUUUGAUAGUGGUUCUGUGAUUUAUCUGUGACGAGGGAAAACAUGUUUUGAUGGCAGCAUUGUUCCAUGUUAUAUACUAAGAAAUUUGCUCCAGUCAUAGCAGUUGUCACUAAAAUUUAUAAAUCACAUUGAAAUUGGUAAACUAAUGAAAGUGGUGUUAUAGCCUGUAUUCAGAUUGAAAUUAAGAGAGGUAAAAAAAAAAAUAAAUAAAAUAAAUAAAUAAAUGUUUAAAGUAGUCAGUGAUAUUAGUUUUGAUUGAAAAAGUGAGAGGUUUAAGUGGUAAAUAUUAUUGAAGAAAAAUGUUGUGUGAAUAUAGCAUUAGUGGGUAUUUAUAGUUGCAAUCAGGAUACCAUAUUUACUCGAGUAUUUUCACCUCAUCUUUUACAAAUUUUAAUGUAUAAAAAUUGAGAGGGGGAAAUUAUUCGAAUAACUGAUUUCCAAAGAAUGUGGUACAAUAAGCACUCAAUGCAUUAUGUCCAUAUUUAAGGGCAGAGCUAAAAGGGUUGCAGAAAGGGAGGAAAAGCAACAUGAAUGCUCAAAAGAAUGCUUUUUUUUUUUUUUUUUUAAAUAAGAUAUUUUGAAAUGGUAAUUCUCAAGAUAUUUCAGAAUUUAAAGUUAACAACCAUAAUUAAACUUUUGGAAUAUAUUUCUAAAAUUGUAUAACAAAUUUGGCACCCGUCUUAGCUGUCUACAUGGGUCAUGUGCCUCAUUCUCUUUCUUUAUCCUUGUCCCAGCUCUUGUAAUAUCUUAUUUAUGAAAAAAAUAUGCUUCCAAAACAAUAAUAAAAAUAUACUAUAUUUCAUUGCAUAUUUUUCCAUCUAGCUUUUUAGUGCUGGGUUCUGAAAAUUUUAAAAAUACUCAUAAUUUUCCCCUUCCUCUGCUGUACAUAGUUUUUUCCUCUGAGGCUUAGUUUAUUGGUAGAUUGGGUUUUGUUUUAUUGUGUUCAUUAUUUUCAUUUAGUGUAUUCAGUUUGUAUUUGCAUUUCAUCCAUUUUAUUUUCCCUUACUGCGUUUAUUAUUUACAUUUAUUUUUUUAAACAUAUUUUGUGCAGAUUCUUCAUUCAGUUACCUGGAGAUGGCAAGUGUUCUUACACUUAAAUAAACUUUCCAAACAUGUGAUUUUAGCUUGCUUCUGUUAUUUAUGUUCCAGUUCAUUGUAGCCAUAUCUGCUGCUGAUGUGUUUAAUCUUUCAAAUUACGGAUCUUUUGUUCACCACUUCUCCUUUUUUCCUUCCUGUAUUGUCCCUCUUGACAAUGGUAGUCAUCAUGUGAGGUGUGCUUGAGGCUUUACGUUGGCUCAGUAUCCAUUAGCUAUUUUAAUGUUGUUGUGACUUCUCUCACCUCUCUGAAAGUAACAUCAGAAAAAACCCACGAAAUACAUUGUGGCAAGAUUCCGCGCUGGCAAUAUUCCCCUGAGUACAAGAUUCUGCCUGUCAUUGGCAACAGCCUUGAGCACCAUACAGGUACUUCGCUCAGUUCUACCCCCAGUUUUGAAGGAGAGCACCCCAGGGGGAAGUGUCCAAGGGGCUUCCAUCCCUCUUCCUCUACCACCAACCUCUCAAGAGGAGUUUUGGUUCAUUGGAUAUUUAGAGUGCCCCCAUCCCGCACAGACAUUAUAUAUACAUUUAGAAACAUCCAUACAUUCUCUAGGAUCUGAACCCAGACCCUUCGGUACAAUAGUCAGCGUUGCUAACCACUAUCCCGGUUGGUUGGCUAUUUUAUGUUAUUAAUGUUAUGUGUGAUAUGAUAAUGUAAUGUGAUAUUUUAAUGUUAUAAUGUAUUCUUAUUGGAAUGUAGGUUUCAAUUAAAGAAAUAAGGAAUAAGGUUGGGAUAGUUACCAAUAGUUUAACUAUUACUACAUUUUAUUUGUAAUGUUCUUACUGUAACUCCAUUCUACAGAAACAUAAUGACUUGCAUCAUUUUCUGCUCUCGAUUUUCGGAUGCUAAAACUAGUUACAAAAAGGGGGGAAAUGUGCAACAAAAUAUGGUAAUCUACUAAUUGAUUAGAGUAAUACCAAGAAUGAUGUCAUCGGUUGAUCUAAAAUUUCAAUUAAUUCAAGGUUUUUUAAAAAUGAACCCAUAUUACAGUUUCUAGAAAAAUACUAUUAGCAGUUUGCCUGUAUUUUCAAGCAGUUUAAUGUGGAGAAUAAAUUCCUUUGAUUACUUAGAGUAAAUCAGUAUUUAGAACACAGAUCAAAUGAACAUUGUUUUUGUUACCAUCACUCUUAUACUUCAAUAGAAGAUAAACAGCUGUACUCUUGAUUUAGUUUCAUGAUUAAUUUAUUUUUAAUCAAUAAUUUAAAAAAUGUUUAUAUAUGACAGAUUACAUACAAUUAAAUUACAUAGUGUUAUGAUAUGAAUAGACUCGUAUGUUAUUAACUAAUGAAUUUUUUUAGGUGUUUUAAUUUACAUUAAAUAAUUUGUGAUAAUUGUUAUUUCUUUGUCCCUCAGUAAAGAAAUUUAGCCCUUUUUAGACUAAAUCUGUUUUUUCCACUAGUCAAUCAAUUCAGAGUUAGCUAACUGUAAUGAAAUCAGUAUGGAAGGAAUUUUAUCUGUUAAUUUUACGUUGUUUAUUGUGUGAAGUUGCUUCUAAAUUAGCACUUUUGUAACCUUUAUCUGGUCAUAAAUAAAGGAAUUUUUUUAUGAAAUUUA
This is a messenger RNA of Stegodyphus dumicola, 3931 nucleotides long. Its product is annotated as DNA-directed RNA polymerase III subunit RPC6-like. Lineage: Eukaryota; Metazoa; Arthropoda; Arachnida; Araneae; Eresidae. Gene Ontology annotation, cellular component: RNA polymerase III complex. Gene Ontology annotation, biological process: transcription by RNA polymerase III. The record is from RefSeq and is a predicted model, not a curated record.